Asterias rubens (European starfish) is the source of this 2120-nucleotide messenger RNA. RefSeq names its product 28S ribosomal protein S27, mitochondrial-like. The coding region runs from base 57 to 1304 and encodes 415 amino acids. The record is from RefSeq and is a predicted model, not a curated record. Gene Ontology annotation, cellular component: mitochondrion. The transcript is spliced from 9 exons. NCBI's taxonomy places the organism in Eukaryota, Metazoa, Echinodermata, Asteroidea, Forcipulatida, Asteriidae. Gene Ontology annotation, molecular function: protein binding.
GCAUUGGAAGACCAUGGUUCAACAGAGGGCGCUGUUUAUGAGCAUCAAAAUUCAACAUGGCGCUUUGCAAAACAGCAUUGACUUUUCGAUCUGCACUUUCACGACAGCUACUUGGAUCCAAACAUACUUAUUCUGUUUGCAUAAAUGAUCUACCUAAACAUGCAAGGAGAACUUUUCUAUCGGAUGCAUACAAAGGAACCAGUGCUUGGAGAACUAGAAGACUCUUAGCUGUUAAUAUGGAUGAAUUGAAAAUCAUGCUGGAUGCCAAUUUCUUUGACUUAAAGAAACCAGUGUCAUCAAUUGACCUUCAUAAGUUUAUAGACAAUGUUUCUGAUGAACACCAAUUACAAUCAGCGGAGCAGUAUCUCUAUUGUCAUCGUCAUUCUCCAAUGACAAAUCAUUUGAGGGCAUCUACUGUUCACUGCUACAUUCGGACUUGCAUCGAUUUAGGAAUGUCAGAUAAAGCGCUCAAAGUUCUCCAAGACAAGACCAAUUACGGAUUAUUUCCUGACAAUUUCACAAACAACUUACUACUUGGUGACUACCUUCAAAGAGAAGACAUAAGAGGUGCAGCUACUGUUGCCAUGGAAAUGAUGAGACUUGAAACACUGACCAAUGACGAACAUCUAUCUCAGCUGUUAUCUCUUUAUGCGUGUCAUCAGUAUUUGAAAUCAGAGCAGAGUACACAGGAAGAAACACAUGACCUUGGUAUGACCUUUGCUGAUGCUACACGAGGUCAAACUAGUCUUCUCUCCAGGAGUUAUCACAUUAUUGGUCUUUCUAUGACUGGAAGAUUUAAGGAAGUUGUUCAAGUUUUACAAUCGGUAGUAGAUGGAAAUAAAAAACCAUGUGUAGUCAAUGAAGUGAUUGAAAGGUUGCAAAGUGAAAUGGAAAACCCAACAGAAGGGAAUCAGGAAACGAUCAGUAAUAUACAAGAUUUAUUAACGAGACUGCAAGCAGAAGAUAAAAUACUCUCCGAAUCUUUAGACAGUUUGAUCAUCUCCGAGACAUUGCCACUAAUCAAGGAGGUAGAGAAGGAUCAUUAUCAUCUUAAGAUAUAUCCAUUGAUGCUGGAAGAAUGGCAUCAGGAGCAUAUUGAGGCUGUUAAGAAUCAGAUUAAAGCAGCCCAAGAUCAUGAGAGAUUAAUUAAAGAACAGAAACUAGAGAAACUAUUAGAAGCAGUUGGUGGGAUCAAGUAUUGGACUGAGAAAGAGGAGAGAAGAAGACAAGAGGAAGCUAAGGAUGAUGAAAGGAUAAGAGAAUUGGAGACGGGUGACUUGCAAACUCAAGCAGAGAAACAGUGAGCCUUUUUUUACUGUACCGGUACUAAUGUACGUUCAGUUGUGUGUUUUAACACUGUUGCUUUGCUAUGAGCGUUAUGUUCCCUUGUAUUUUGAAGACGUGAGACCGCCGACCUGUUCUUUGACUAGUUUGCAAAAGCAGACUACACAACAGUUGUACUUUGUUUCGGUAACUCGCAAUGAAAAACCCACACUAUAUGUACACAAUAAAAAGGCACAUUAACAUUUGAGUGUUUGCCGGUAAAAACCCAUUCAGAUUUGAGUUUAGCAGGUAAAGAAAUAUACCAUACUGAGAAUUGACAGUCUCACAGUUGCAUUAGGCUUCUGGAACUGCAUUGUAAUAAAUUCGCUGAAACUCUUUUGGUGAAAUGUCAUUGUCCAUCUGAUCAACUAGAUUGGGUUAGUACAUUUCGUUUGGCCUUGAAUAUAAAGCAAACCAUACACAUGUAGCUCUUUGAUGUCAAUACAUGUCGUGUUUGGAAUGCUACAAUAUUUAAGAUGGUCCUAUGGGUUUACUGGAAGGUAAAACACGAACCCAUUAACAAUCACGUUCAAGGACAGGGGCGAUUUCCUGCCUUCAGACUGACUAAAGUGAAGUUACACAAGAUGGUGUGUUUAUGGAACUCACCUGUCCUGGUGUAUAUAGGCAUACGUGAAACCAUAAUGGUUAAAUCAACAUGUUGUAAUAUUUAUUUUAAACAAUUAAAUCAGGCAACUCUAUCGGCAGUUAUAACAUAAAAUUCGGUUGGGUUUAAAGGCAGUGGACACUAUUGGUAAUUACUCAAAAUAAUUUGUAACAUAAAACCUUUCUUGGUGACG